AGGUCUAAUAACUCAUACCAUAAUCACACUCUCAUUAUGAAGUAAAUAGACAGUUCUGGGGAGUCACAGUUACAUGAGCUGGUCAUAGACCUGGGAUGUUAGAGACAAAUAAAAAACCAAUCAAAUCUUUGUUUUCCCAAAGAUACAAAGAAACUUAGUUUGAUUAUGUUAUGUGAUAGUAGUAUGUGCAUUUCUUCUCUUCCAUGUUAUCUUGGUGGAUCUUCAUCAAAAAAGCUACAUCAGGCCCAGUUCACUGUACUCAAUACCAGCAUUUUGGAUGUCAGAAUGGCAAAUGAAAUUCAGCCUAACAAAUGUUGAAGCAAUGCACGCUGAAAAAGAAUCAUAACUUCAUAUAAGAUAAAGGAUCCUGAGGUGAUAAUCAUUAUUUAGUGAACUGCUGUUUAAAUAGAUGCUUCAUAAAAGCAUCAGCUUCAUGUUCAGUUGUGAUAAAAAGAGGCAAAUACAUGAUUAGAAAUUAAGGAGGAGACAGCAUGGUAGAAAAUGUCAUUAUACCAAAAUAUACGCCCGCCACACGUUGCCUGUGGAAUAUUGCGUGCGAGAGUGCAGCAUGACAGGGUUCAGGGAAGAGUGAAGGGUAGGAUCUUGAAUCGUAGAGCAGCUUUCCUGUGAGAAAAGACAAAACUGAGUAGGAAUCUUCAAGGCUGACAAACAGAUGGCAGAGGGUGUGCAGUAGAUGUCUCUGAAAUUGUGUGCCAGGAAGAAGGUGACUGCAGAAUGAAUGUUCUCAGGCUUUCAGGACAAGAUUCAGAGGAUAUCAGUUGAAGCUCUGAGAUGGCAGAUACAGAACAAACACGAGGUGAUGAUCUUUUGGAAGAGGUGCCCGAGCCUCAGCAGAAAGCUCCCUCUGCGCCCCCGCCGCCGCCGCCGCCGCCGCCGCCGCCCCUGCCGGAGCCCGCCCCGCCCGAGCCCGAGGAGGAGAUUCUGGGCUCCGACGAUGAGGAGCAAGAGGACCCCGCAGAUUACUGCAAAGGAGGCUAUCAUCCAGUGAAAAUUGGUGAUCUUUUCAACGGCCGGUAUCAUGUUAUUAGAAAGUUAGGAUGGGGACACUUCUCUACAGUCUGGCUAUGCUGGGAUAUGCAGGGAAAAAGGUUUGUUGCAAUGAAAGUUGUAAAAAGUGCCCAGCAUUAUACGGAGACAGCCUUGGAUGAAAUCAAGUUGCUCAAAUGUGUUCGUGAAAGUGACCCUAAUGAUCCCAACAAGGAUAUGGUUGUACAGCUAAUUGAUGACUUCAAAAUUUCUGGAAUGAAUGGAAUUCAUGUCUGCAUGGUCUUUGAAGUACUUGGACAUCAUCUUCUAAAAUGGAUAAUCAAGUCCAAUUAUCAAGGCCUUCCCAUCCGUUGUGUUAAAAGCAUAAUUCGACAGGUACUUCAGGGACUAGAUUACCUGCACAGCAAAUGCAAGAUCAUUCAUACGGACAUAAAGCCAGAGAACAUUUUGAUGUGUGUGGACGAUGCCUACGUGCGCAGGAUGGCUGCUGAAGCCACCGAGUGGCAGAAAGCUGGUGCUCCUCCCCCGUCUGGCUCAGCAGUGAGUACAGCUCCACAACAAAAGCCUGUUGGAAAAAUAUCCAAAAACAAAAAGAAAAAACUGAAGAAAAAACAGAAGAGGCAAGCUGAGCUGCUAGAAAAACGCCUGCAGGAAAUAGAAGAGCUAGAGCGGGAAGCUGAAAGGAAAAAAAUAGAAGAAAACGUAACCUCAGCUGUACCAUCAAAUGAACAAGAAGAUGAGUACCACCCAGAGGUGAAACUAAAAACAGCUGAUAUAGAGGAGGUAGUAGAUGAAGAACCUGGAAAUGAUGAUGGUGAAGCAGAAGAUCAGGAUGAAAAAGAAGACACAGAGAAGGAAAACACUGAAAAAGAUGAUGAUGUUGAGCAGGAACUUGUCAACACUGACUCUACAGACCCUAAGUGGAUAGAAUCCCCCAAAACAAAUGGCCAUAUUGUGAACGGCCCAUUCCUAUUGGAACAGCAGAUUGAAGAUGAAGAAGAAGAAGAGGAAGAAUGUCCAAAUCCAGAGGAGUAUAAUCUUGAUGAUCCAAAUGCAAAAAGUGAUUACUCUUAUAGCAGCUCCUAUGAACAGUUUAAUGGUGAAUUGCCAAAUGGACGUCAUAAAAUUCCGGAGUCGCAGUUCUCUGAAUUUUCAGCGUCGGUGUUCUCUGGGGCUCUGGAGUCUGUAGCCUGUGGUUCUGCUGUCUCUGAAGGAUCAACUGUAACUGAAAGAGAGGAGAGCAGCCCGUCUCAUGACAGGAGCAGAACGGUUUCAGCUUCCAGCACUGGGGAUUUGCCAAAAACAAAAACUCGUGCUGCUGACUUACUGGUGAAUCCACUGGACCCAAGAAAUGCAGAUAAAAUUAGAGUUAAAAUUGCUGACCUGGGGAAUGCCUGCUGGGUGCACAAACACUUCACAGAAGACAUCCAGACAAGACAGUACAGAUCCAUAGAGGUUUUAAUAGGAGCAGGUUACAGUACACCUGCUGAUAUCUGGAGUACAGCAUGUAUGGCGUUUGAGCUAGCGACUGGAGAUUACUUGUUUGAACCCCACUCUGGUGAAGACUAUUCCAGGGAUGAAGACCACAUAGCACACAUCAUAGAGCUGCUAGGCAAUAUCCCAAGGCACUUUGCUCUAUCUGGAAAAUAUUCUCGGGAAUUCUUCAAUCGCAGAGACCACAUAGCAUUGAUCAUUGAACUGCUGGGAAAAAUCCCUCGAAAAUACGCUAUGUUGGGGAAAUAUUCCAAGGAGUUUUUCACCAAAAAAGGAGAACUCCGACACAUUACCAAGUUGAAACCUUGGAGCCUUUUUGAUGUGCUUGUGGAGAAGUAUGGUUGGCCUCAUGAAGAUGCUGCACAGUUUACAGAUUUUCUGAUCCCCAUGCUAGAAAUGGUCCCAGAGAAACGUGCUUCAGCUGGAGAAUGCCUUAGGCAUCCGUGGCUGAAUUCUUAGCAGAAUCUUCCAGCUGUUUAAAAAAAAAAAAAAAAAAAAAAGCCAGCAACCACUUUCCAAUGCGUUGGACCUAAAUGGUGACUGUCACAAAAUCUUUAGCAGGAUCACACGUGAGCUGGCUUCAAUCCUCAGACCUUUAUUUUGCUUGAGGUACUGUUUGACAUUUUGCUUUUUGUGCACUGUGUUCUUGGGGAAGGGUAGUCUUUUUGUCCUCAGCUAGUAGUUUACUCACCCACUUUCUUCAGAAAACACUUAACGUGUCUUUAAGCAUUGUUUCUUGUGUUGUGUGACAUUCAGAUGUCAGAUUUUUGAACAAAAGAAACUUCCCCCCAUGUGUUUUGGCAAGUUUUGUAACUAUUUAUGAAAAAAAAAAUAUUUUAGCUGAUGCAUAUUAUAUAAUUUACGAGUGUAAGAAAUUUAUCAAGUCAGAACUGAGUUACGGCAAGGAAUUGUACAAUUUUAUCUUCUGGCAAAGGGAUGUCAUUCUUGUAUUAUAGUGUAUGUAAAUGCACCCUGUAAAUGUUUAUUUCCAUUUAAAUAUGGGACUGGGGACUCAAUUUCAGAGUAAAGCGACUAAGUUUUAGAGAGCUUUAUAGCAAACCAAUUGCAUGUAGUGGACUUUAAACUGCUUUAAGGAAUUGUGUAAACUUUCUAUUCUGUAGCAGUUCCUGUUCAUUGGGUUUUAAACAAAGUGGCUCUGGUUUACAGGAUUUCAUUCCCCAAACGGCACUUUAAAGGAAGGCUAGACUUCUUUCUAAUAAAGUAUGCAUUAUCAUUUAGCACUCCCUUUUAGAACUUUUGCCUAUUUUAAGUGCUUUUAAGAAAAGAAAAAUAGCAAUUUCCCUUACAAUGUGAUAGUGAAGACAUGGUACCAUAUGGUGUUGCCUUUUUAUAAGCACUGUAAGUUGUACUAUACCUUAAGAAAAAGAAAAAAAAUUAAAAGUAGAGCAUGAGAACCACUCUCUGUGUAGAAUUACUGAUCUUUUAUAAUAAAAGUGUGUGCUUGGCAUCAGUUAAGGAAGGAUAUAGCUGCAGAUAUUUACAGUGCAGUGGGUAAAUUAAUCCAAGAAGCAAGAUCAUGCUCAUUCCAUUCAUAGCUUUACAUGUUUCUAAAACAAAUUGCACUAGCUUUAUUCUUUCCCAUCCGUAGACAUUCGACUGCCCAUUGUAAGUUGCACGCAACAAUUAUGUGUUUCCUAGGAAAAAAGCUGCAUAGGCUGAAGCUUAUAGGCAAUACAGAUUUUAGAAUGUACAGUAUGGAGGUGUGUUUGGGCCUCUUUUAGAAGUCAGUGGGAUGAAUGUAAGCUUACUCCUGAUCUUCAUGUAACUACAGUGCCACUUUUUUCUUGACUUUGUCCAUAUAAAAUUUAUUCACAUGCCUUUGCAAUAACUAGAUUGUGAGAAGAUAGCCCCAUGCUGUAACAAUAACCAGUUGUUUGAGGUGCUUGCAGUUGUCUAAUUAAAGUGUUUUGUUUUUUCA
This is a messenger RNA of Motacilla alba alba, 4441 nucleotides long. RefSeq names its product SRSF protein kinase 2 (gene SRPK2). Gene Ontology annotation, biological process: spliceosomal complex assembly; regulation of mRNA processing; protein phosphorylation. The transcript is spliced from 16 exons. The record is from RefSeq and is a predicted model, not a curated record. Gene Ontology annotation, molecular function: ATP binding; protein kinase activity. Bases 793 to 2961 code for a protein of 722 amino acids. Lineage: Eukaryota; Metazoa; Chordata; Aves; Passeriformes; Motacillidae.